AUGUUAAGGACAAAUAUACCUUUAUAUUUAACAAAAAGGUUCAGGUCUGGAUUUGAUAUAAAAAAUGCUUUGACUACUCCAUUGUCGAAACCAUUAAAAAAAUUUCAAAGUAAUGAAUUUAAGAAUAAAUCAGUAGACGAUGUAGAAUUAUUUGAUGCAAAAAUAACAAAACUUUCAAAUGGUUUAACAGUUGCUACAGAAAAAAGUUACGGUACUUUUAGUACUAUUGGGGUUGCAAUUAAUUCUGGAUGUCGAUAUGAGACAAACUAUAUGAAAGGUUUAACACAUGUUUUACAAAAAUUAGCUUUUGGUUCUUCAGAAAAUUAUCCUAGUACUUCAAUGACACAAAGUUUUUUACUAAAAAGUGGUGCCUUGUUAGAUUGUCAAUCUACUAGAGAUUGUUUUUUAUAUGCUUCAUCUUGUUUUAAUAGUAGUCAGGAAGAUAUUUUAUCAAUUAUUUCUGAUACCCUUUUUAGACCACUUAUAUUAGAUGAUGAAUUACAAAAUGCUAUAGAUAUUUGUUUACUAGAGUUACAGCAAAUGUACAGAAAUCCAGAUCCUGAGCCUCUUUUAAUGGAUUGGCUUCAUAAAGCUGCUUAUAAAUCAAAAACACUUGGGAUCAGCAAAUUUCUUGAUAAAAAUAAUGCAAAAAAAAUGACAAAGAAUGAUAUAUUAAAAUAUAUGGCUCGAUAUCAUUCACCUUCAAAUAUGGUUGUUGCGGGUGUUGGAGUUGAUCAUGAUCAUUUUGUUGAAAUGGUUCAAAAACACUUUGUUGACAAAAAACCUAUUUGGAUAAGUAAUAAAGAAGAUUUUUCUUUUGAUGAUACAUCUAUAUGUGAUGAUACUCCUGCUGAAUAUGUAGGUGGAUCAGUUCAUCAAAUAGGUGAUUUAAGUAAUAAAGGACUUAGUAUAGUAGACUUUCCUGAAUUAGCACACUUUGUUCUUGCUUUUGAAGGUGUUAGUUUUAAAGAUAAAGAUUUUGUAACAUGUUGUGUUAUGCAAUAUAUACUUGGUGGUGGUAAAAGUUUUAGUGCUGGUGGUCCAGGUAAAGGAAUGUAUACGAGGUUAUAUAUGGAUGUAUUAAGACAUAAUCCAACAAUGUACAAUGCUCAAGCUUUCAAUCACUCUUACUCUGAUAGUGGUAUAUUUUGUAUUCAUAUUGGUAAUGAUCCAGACUAUUCAGGUAACUCAGUAGAUUAUGCAAUUUUUGAAUUUUUAAAAUUAACUAUUCCAAUUCCUGAUGAUGAAUUAAAUAGAGCUAAACAACUUCUUAAAUCACAAUUGUUAAUGAAUCUUGAACAGAAACCAGUAAUGUUUGAGGAUUUAGCAAGACAAGUUUUAGGUCAUGGAAAAAGAAAAUCUCCAAUGGAAUAUAUAAAAGAAAUUGAAGCUGUAACUAGUGAUGAUAUAAGAAGGGUGGCAGAAAAAAUGUUAUCAGGAGUGCCAACAGUUGUUAUGUAUGGUAAUAAUAGGAUGAUGCAUAAGUAUGAUGCUAUAUGUAAUCAAAUUAAAGCAGGAAACUUACAAAUGGAUAGAUUUAAAUAA
This is a messenger RNA of Strongyloides ratti, 1545 nucleotides long. RefSeq names its product Mitochondrial-processing peptidase subunit alpha. The coding region runs from base 1 to 1545 and encodes 514 amino acids. The record is from RefSeq and is a predicted model, not a curated record. The transcript is spliced from 2 exons. Gene Ontology annotation, cellular component: mitochondrion. NCBI's taxonomy places the organism in Eukaryota, Metazoa, Nematoda, Chromadorea, Rhabditida, Strongyloididae. Gene Ontology annotation, molecular function: metal ion binding.